This is a messenger RNA of Micromonas commoda, 371 nucleotides long. RefSeq lists its product with no specific name. The coding region runs from base 33 to 371 and encodes 112 amino acids. The record is from RefSeq and is a predicted model, not a curated record. The transcript has 2 exons. Lineage: Eukaryota; Viridiplantae; Chlorophyta; Mamiellophyceae; Mamiellales; Mamiellaceae.
UGAGCGACGCCCCGCGGUUAACAGUCGGCACCAUGGAAGCCUACCGCCGCGCUUUUAUUCAGACCGGGAGCCUGGCCCCGCUGAAGCACGUCAUGGCUGGCGUGUUCGUCAUGGCCUUCGGCAUGGAGCACUACUUUCACCACAAGUACCAUUCGCACGCCGAGGGGGCGCACGAUCACAAGGAGGCGGAGGUCGACAUGACCAAGGUGGACGCUGCCCUUCCCGCUGCUGCGGCGGCAGCCAUGGCCGAGAAACCCCUGCCCGCGGACAUGGACGCGCUCACCGCGGAGAUCAAGUCCCUCAGGGCCGAGAUCGGAACCCUGCGCGCCGGAAUGCGCGAGGCUGCGGAGGAGGCUAACAAGAAGAAGUAA